AACCCAAACCUCUGUACAUGUACACACACACACACACACUCCAGUAAUACACAACCUGCAGACUCGCCACCAUUUUGCGUAUAAGCUUACCAACAGCUAGGUUUAAAGGUGGAAAACAGACUCUUUUUCUAACAAUGGACGGCAUCGCUAGUGAUGUUGCAGUUGGUGUAAAGAGAAGUUCGGAUGAUUUGCUUUCUGGCAGUCUUUACAGCAGUCCAAACACUUCAGUUAAGGCUAAUGGAAGUGAUAGCAAAAAACUGCGAGUGGAGGACAGCAUGGAAAACCCGCCCUCGAGAGUCAUUCACAUUCGUAAACUCCCGAACGAGGUUUCUGAGACAGAAGUCAUUGCCUUGGGCCUACCCUUUGGGAAAGUCACCAAUAUCCUGAUGCUGAAAGGCAAAAAUCAGGCAUUUUUGGAGCUCGGGACAGAGGAAGCAGCGAUCACCAUGGUGAACUACUACACAGCAGUGACCCCUCAAGUGCGAAAUGUUCCUGUGUGUAUCCAGUACUCCAACCACAAAGAGCUCAAAACAGACAGUGCACUCAAUCAGCGUGCCCAGGCCGUUCUGCAGGCAGUGUGCGCCGUACAGGAGGGAGGUUCUCCGAGCUCAGAUUCAGCAGGAGAGAGCGUGUUAAUACCGCCGCCAAGUCCGGUUUUACGCAUCAUCAUCGAUAACAUGUUCUACCCGGUAACACUGGACGUCCUGCAGCAGAUCUUCUCCAAGUUUGGGACCGUGAUGAAGAUAAUCACAUUCACCAAAAAUAAUCAAUUCCAAGCGCUGCUGCAAUUCAGCGAGCCUGUAAAUGCACAACAAGCCAAACUGUCUUUGGAUGGACAGAACAUCUAUAACUCGUGCUGCACGCUGCGCAUCGACUUCUCCAAGCUGGUCAACUUAAACGUGAAGUACAACAACGAUAAGAGUCGAGAUUAUACAAGACCCGAGCUGCCUGCAGCAGACGGUCAGCCUUCUGUAGAUCCAGCGAUGGCCGCUGCACUUGGCAAAGACUCCACAUCCCUGCUUGGGUCGAUCAGUCCUCUAAGUGCGGCGGCCGCAGCAGCGGCAGCAGCUGGGCGGGUCGCUCUGUCAGGACACUCGGCGGCUGGUGCAGUGCUGCUAGCCAGCAAUCUCAAUGAUGAGAUGGUUACGCCCCAAAGUCUCUUUACCCUCUUCGGUGUGUAUGGGGAUGUGCAACGUGUCAAGAUCCUCUAUAAUAAGAAGGACAGCGCCCUCAUCCAGAUGACCGAUGGAAAUCAGGCUCAGCUUGCCAUGAGCCACCUGAAUGGGCAGAAGAUGUUUGGGAAGAUCAUCCGUGUGACCCUUUCCAAACACCAGACUGUGCAGCUUCCUCGAGAAGGCUUGGAUGAUCAGGGCCUCACUAAAGACUUCAUCAAUUCACCCCUUCAUCGUUUCAAAAAGCCUGGCUCAAAGAAUUUCCAGAACAUCUUUCCUCCGUCAGCCACUCUCCAUCUUUCCAACAUCCCUGAGAAGGUGAAUGAAGAGGACCUGAGACUUCUUUUCUCCAACUCUGGAGGCACAGUGAAGGCCUUCAAGUUCUUUCAAGAUCGCAAGAUGGCCCUUCUGCAGAUGGCGACGGUGGAGGAGGCCAUUCAAGCCCUGAUCGACCUCCAUAGCUAUGAUAUGGGCCGUGGCCAUCGCCUCAGAGUCUCCUUCUCCAAAUCCACCAUAUGAAAAGGCACUCUAGCCUGCAUCCUUUUUCUCAUCCCUUGUACUCCCUAUGGAGUGUUGAGCGAUAUUACAGUUCAUUUAGAUCAGUCAUUCCUGAAGACCAUAUUAGAAACACGCAGGCACCAUUGCUGUCUCUUUCUCAGUAUUUCUCUUCCUGAUGUUACCCCAUUGGUUGCUCCCACAACAAAAUGUGCCUUACUUAUACAAAGCAGCAUAAUCUCCCCUUCCCUCCCCAUCUUCCUUUACAGGCGAUAUAGUGUAGGCACAUUCCGUUGUUUGUGGUAAGGCGUUUUUGUUAGCCGUGAUCUUGCCCCACUGCUCUGACCUGCUGUUCUGUAGGAUUUUAAAUGUGGAAAUUUAUCUUUUGCAAAACCACACUGAAGCAGUUUUUAUCGGCUUGCUUUUUGACUCAGCCGAAUACAGUUGAGUUAUGAAUCACCUGAAUAGGAGUGACGUGAUUUGAUGAACAACCACCUGCUAGCACACAUUAUGUUUGUAUAUUUGUUGUUUGAUCUGACACUUUUAAUGCAGUUUAAAUUUAAUGCUGGAGACCCUUUAUACACACAUCACACUGUGGGCAGUGUAGUAGAUAAUUCAUUACAACAUUUCUUUUUUUUUUUUUUUUAAGUAGAAGGAGAUUAGUGUUUAACAUUAACUGCUUACACUUGGCAGUAGUGAGGUCAAGCUAACAGUUGCGUACAUUUGACUGAGGUCCAUUCAGUGUCACCUUGAGCAAUCAUUAGCGGAAGCCAACAGUUGUUUGUUAGUUAGCUGAUGAUUGUAAUCUGAUGUGGACUGAUCACUAUGAACACGGCAAUCAACUCUAACAAUGCAAAUUGUCCUUGAAACACACUCUAAUUAAAGAGCACGGAGGGCAUCCAUUCCCUUGUUUCUGAUCUCUGGUUGUUUUCUCAAGAUAAAAAUUGUUUUAUUAACAUAAUGAACUAAAUGAUUAGGUUUGUAGAUGCAAGUGGGUUAAGGAGGACAUCUACAUUUUAAAUAAUGACGAACAACGAUGCGUUUGACUAAUUUUACCUGACAAACACUUCGGUAAUUAGCUUCUGUUAACUGUACAGCUUACCCCAUUAUCCUUAAAUAUUUUCAUGAUGCGCAGAAGAGCUUAGGCAGUUUUGUUAAAUUGUCCAAAAACGCAUGAAUUAAAAUCCCUCAGCAUAUCAGAUCCCUCUGUGAUCAUUACUUACUCCCACACAGACCUAUCACUUGCACUGGACACCCACUGUUAUAGUUUGGCUCUCGUUUAGAUAUUGAAAACAAAGAAUUAAAUUAAAAAUGUUCUAAAUGUCUUGUAAUUUCAUUUUGAUGCAUUGGUGUGAAUUGUGCUCAUCAAAUAGACCUUGAAAUCAGUUAAAAAAAACAAAACAAAAAAAACAUUUUCCUUGCUGUUGAUUGAAUCUGCACAUUGAACCUGCUGAGCUUUGUAAAUGCCAUUGUGAAGCAUUCAAGCCCUCAUAUGUACAAUACCAGUUAAAUGCCUUUCUUAAACUCCCCAAAUAGUCUGAGCUCCUCACUGCUUCUCCUAACUUCUAAAUGGAAAGAAGAUUGAAAUGACUUGGAAAUUUACACAAAAAAAGUAGACUGUUCACACUUUUGACUGGUAGUGUAGAUAACCAUUAGGACCAAAGCUGCCGUGCCUUUUUGACUUAUUUUUCUGCAUGUUUUAUCAAGCUGUUUCAUUCAGCAUUGAUUUUCACUUCAACAGGGGAAAAAAAUCAGGAUUUAUACCAGACAUUUGAAAAACAUCUCCAUUGAUAUUUGCUGUGUUUUGGAGGCUGUGGAGGUCAUUUGUUGAUGUACUCUGUGUUAUGAUUAAAGAAUCUGUGGUCUUAGGUUCAGAAUCAUGGACAGGCUGUGUAUAUUUUCUACAUGGGUUGCAUUUUUACAUUUACAAAUUCAGUGUGAUUUGGAAGUGAUGCGAUUAAAAGUUCUUUUUUUCUA
Molecule: messenger RNA, 3644 nt
Organism: Ictalurus punctatus (channel catfish)
Lineage: Eukaryota; Metazoa; Chordata; Actinopteri; Siluriformes; Ictaluridae
Gene: ptbp2b
Product: polypyrimidine tract binding protein 2b
Exons: 14
Coding region: 135-1691 (518 amino acids)
Biological process (GO): regulation of RNA splicing; mRNA processing
Cellular component (GO): nucleus
Molecular function (GO): mRNA binding
Source: RefSeq, a predicted model, not a curated record